This is a messenger RNA of Dendrobium catenatum, 1613 nucleotides long. RefSeq names its product RGG repeats nuclear RNA binding protein A-like. Lineage: Eukaryota; Viridiplantae; Streptophyta; Magnoliopsida; Asparagales; Orchidaceae. The record is from RefSeq and is a predicted model, not a curated record. Gene Ontology annotation, cellular component: nucleus; cytoplasm. The transcript has 6 exons. Gene Ontology annotation, molecular function: RNA binding. The coding region runs from base 220 to 1362 and encodes 380 amino acids.
AUAUCAUUAUAAUUCUUCGCAGUUUGGCUAGGGUUCUAUCUGUUGGCUUCCGCUGCCGCCGCUCCAAACUUCACUUUCCUCUCCCUUUCUCGCAGAGUUCUUCCUUUAUACUACUGAGAGACUCCGAUGGCAUUCGAAGCGCUGGAGUUCGUUUCUUUCCUCCAUUGAUUUCACUACAUCGAGCUUCUCCGAUCCCGGCUCCACCCCUUACCCGCCUGGAUGGCGACGGGGAACCCCUUCGAUCUCCUUAUCGACAGCGAAAACGAUGACCUUUCUCAGCUGAUCGCCGCGCAGCAGAAGAAGGUCGCUUCUAAUAAACCCGCCGGGGCUACUGCAGCCCCGGCUGCGGCGAAACUACCGUCCAAGCCCCUCCCACCCGCGCAGGCCGUAAGGGAAUCGAAGAAUAAUACGGCGAAUGUACGCGAGGGAGCUGGACGAGGAGGUACUGGGCGUGGUAGGGGUGGUCGAGGAGCUGGGAUCGGGCAAGGUAGAGAUUUUGGAAAUGCGAACACCAAUAGAUAUGGCAGUGGCGGUGGUUAUCGUGGAGGCCCUGCUUCUGAAGAAGGUGAUGCUGGGAAGGCAUUAGAAAGGGAACGUGGGAAUUAUGACCAGCCCCGCGGAUCAUUCCGUGGAGGCCGGCGUGGUGGGGUUUUGGACGGGAAUACAGAAGGUGGAUUGGAUUCGGAUCGUACCCAACGAAGAGUUUUUGAGCGAAGAAGUGGAACUGGGCGUGGAUAUGAGAUGAAAAGAGAGGGUGCAGGGCGUGGCAACUGGGGUACAGUGACUGAUGAUGUUAAUGCGCAGGGGAUUGAGGAAACUGUAAACUUUGAUGAAAAGCCUGUGGCUCCGGAGAAGCAAGCGAACCAUGAAGAUGGGCAACGAGGAGAUGCAAGCAAGGAUAAGGAAGAAGUUGCAAAUGAAACAGAGGACAAGGAACCGGAAGAUAAUGAGAUGACGCUGGAAGAAUAUGAGAAAGUAAGGGAGGAGAAAAGGAAAGCCUUGCUUUCUCUGAAGGUUGAGGAGAGAAAAGUUGAGCUUGACAAGGACUUGCAGUCGAUGCAGCAACUUUCUAUCAAGAAAGGAAACGAUGAUGUUUUUAUCAAAUUGGGUUCCGACAAAGACUUGUCUAAAAGAAGAGAGAAUGCUGAAAAAGAGGAACGAGCUAAAAAGGCCAUGAGUAUCAAUGAAUUUCUGAAGCCAGCUGAUGGUGAUAGAUACUACAAUCCUAGUGGCCGUGGACGCGGUAGGGGUCGCGGUGACCGUGGAUCCUUCAGAGGUGGCUAUGCAGGUGCUGGGCCGGCUUCUCCAAACGCCCCUUCUAUUGCAGAUCAGGGUCAGUUCCCAACUCUUGGUGCCAAAUAAAAGUGCCUGUUUUUGAAUCUCUUUAUAUGCUUGAACUGUGGUGAAGAAUUUCUCCUGUUAUCUAAAAUAACUUGCCAAUGUAGCUGAACCAUGCCUGUGUUAAAUCUGUCUUGACUGAAUUGAUUGUGGAUGAAAAAUAAUUUGUAUUCUAUGUUUUAUCUCUUCAUUUGAUCUAGGCUUUUUCCUUUUGUACGCUUGCUACAUUGUAGAAGAGGUUUGGUCAAAUGACCCUCAGAUCAUUCUGUUUUUUA